GGAAUGAAAUGUGAAUAUGAGUUAAUGUGAAUAUUACUCAUUAGAAGUGAAUAUCUCUUAGGAGAAGACUGGAGAUUUGCAGAUUUCCUGAAAAUGAAAGAGAAAGGCAACUGGCUUGAACUGAAUUAUUGAUUCAUGAAUAUGAGCGAACAUCUUUCCGCAGAAGACUGGAGUUUUCGGAAUUUUCAGAAAGUAACAGGAGAGAAAAUUGCCUUGAAUUAAAUUAAUGUUACAUGAGCGGGAAUAAAUUUUUGUUGGAAUAUAAAUGUGGAGAUUUUCAGAUUUUCUGAAAGUGCACAGGAAAGAUUACUGGCUUCUAUUAAAUUAAUGGCGUAUGAACGCGAAAGAAUUUCUUUCAGGAAAAGACCAUAACAAUGAUCGUCAUAAUUCCGGGCAGUAAACGAGAAUGAUCACUGGAUACAAUUAAACUAAUAUAUCAUUAUUAUCUGUAUAUUAAUAAAUAAUGUCUAUCCAUAUAAUAAAUGGUUUCCACAUCAGUAAUUAUGCAGCCUUGGCUGUUCUUACUCAAAAUUUCUCUUUGGAGUGGCAAAAUUUAAGUCUCAAUUCCUCUCAUUUAGAAGAAGAUGAGUAUUACGACCAUGGGGACAUAUUCACUAGCCUUCCAGGACUCAGAGCUAUUUUCUACGCUCUUUACAUCAUGAUAUUCUCACUCGGAAUUUGCGGCAAUGUUUUGGUGUGCUACGUAGUGUUCCGGAACAAAUCCAUGCAGACGGUUACAAACUUUUUCAUUACCAAUCUUGCCCUAUCAGACAUCUUACUUUGCACUUUCGCUGUGCCAUUUACACCUCUGUAUAUGUUUUUGAGAGAAUGGAUUUUUGGCCGAAUUUUGUGCCACUUAGUACCCUAUGCCCAAGGUGUGAGCGUGUAUAUAUCAGCUUUCACCCUGAUGUCUAUCGCCAUUGACAGAUUUUUCGUUAUCAUAUACCCUUUCAAGCCACGACUGCAAGUCACUUACUGCUACUUGAUUAUUAUAUCUGUGUGGGUGCUGGCUGGACUCCUUACCUUACCAUAUGGUAUCUUCAUGGAUCUUGUUCCUACUGAGAAAGGUCUUUACUGUGAUGAGGUUUGGCCUCACGAGUCCAGCAGAAAGGCUUUUGGUUUUUCAACUUCUGUCCUGCAGUUCGUUAUCCCCUUCGUAAUAAUUACUUUUUGCUACAUGAAAGUUUGCAUCAAGCUGAAGAACCGUGCCAGAACUAAACCAGGCGCUAAAUCAGCCAAAAAGGAGGAGAUGGAAAGAGAGCGAACACGCCGCACCAACCGAAUGCUCAUAGCUAUGGUUGUCAUCUUCGGUACCUCGUGGUUGCCCAUCAACAUCUAUAAUCUGGUGGUAGACUUCUACAUUCCAGCGUCAUCCUGGACAUUUUUGAAUGUUAUAUUUUUCCUCUCUCAUGCUACAGCUAUGAGCUCGACUUGCUACAACCCUUUUUUGUACGCUUGGCUGAAUGAGAAUUUCCGAAAGGAAUUUAUGAUUGUUCUCCCUUGCUUUAAGCCAAACGUUUCCGCUGCUAAUGCAACGGCUUGUCAGGUAGUUAGUGGGAAAACAGACAAAUCUUGUAAUGGUCACGAAAACGUAACUUUAUUGCCAGUAAAAAACAUUGGUAAUAAAGAGAAAAAAUUACAGAAAGAUAGGAUCGGAGCUGUUAAGAAUAACGCACUUAUAGCUGAAACUGUCAAGUUCCAUGUGUCUACAAAUGACUUGGAUCCAAUUUAAUUGUAUAGUAUAAGAGCGGUAUAGUCUCUGAAAUGUGAUUUUUGGUAAUGUUAUAGAUGCAGGUAGGUUAAAACAAAUGAUUUUAGCAAACAAUGUAAUUGGGAUAAAUAAAUUUACUUCUGAUACAUCAAAUUAAGCUUUGCCUAACCAUGUUUCUUGCUACAUAUCACAGAUGCUGUGAGUGAAAUAUUUUUCCAAGCCACAUACAUCCAAC
Stegodyphus dumicola is the source of this 1946-nucleotide messenger RNA. Its product is annotated as prolactin-releasing peptide receptor-like. Gene Ontology annotation, molecular function: neuropeptide Y receptor activity; neuropeptide binding. The record is from RefSeq and is a predicted model, not a curated record. Gene Ontology annotation, biological process: G protein-coupled receptor signaling pathway. Gene Ontology annotation, cellular component: neuron projection; plasma membrane. NCBI's taxonomy places the organism in Eukaryota, Metazoa, Arthropoda, Arachnida, Araneae, Eresidae.